Cladophialophora carrionii CBS 160.54 is the source of this 1449-nucleotide messenger RNA. RefSeq lists its product as uncharacterized. The record is from RefSeq and is a predicted model, not a curated record. Bases 1 to 1449 code for a protein of 482 amino acids. Gene Ontology annotation, biological process: DNA-templated transcription. Gene Ontology annotation, cellular component: nucleus. The transcript has 5 exons. NCBI's taxonomy places the organism in Eukaryota, Fungi, Ascomycota, Eurotiomycetes, Chaetothyriales, Herpotrichiellaceae. Gene Ontology annotation, molecular function: DNA binding; zinc ion binding.
AUGGAAGAAGACCGGAUUGCCUCGAGGCUACGUCCGAAACCUGGAAGCUCAGAUCCGUAUGAAUCUACCAUUCUCGAAAUCCUCGUUGUGUCUGUCAAACUCACUGAGAAUGAUGAGCUUCGCGACCUACAAGGCAAGACGCAGGGUGGCAACCAUCUCUCCCAUGCUCAGGCGGCCACCCGAUACGAAUUUCCAUCUGACGACACAUUGCCAUCGCGGCUCCUGGAUCAGACCUCGCCGUACGCGUCCUCCGACCAUGAUAUCCUGAUGCAGGAUCCUUUCGACAUCGCGAGACUCGCAAUAUCAGAACUACUUACGGCGGAGGAUCAAAACAGUCUCUGCACCAUCUAUUUCACCCGCUGCCAUCCCUUCGUACCCAUCUUGCACAAGCCCAGUUUCGGCGUCGACAAGGACGCACACGUGUCUCUGUCCGUCUUUGCACUCGCCUCCCGCCACAACCCCUCCCUCGCAUCCAAGUCCGACAUCUUCUACAGUCUCGCCAAGCAAACGACGCAAGCAACCUUUAUCAACCCUGAUAUGAGCACCCUCAAUGCAUUGAUAUUGCAGGCCAUUUACGAGAUCGGGAUGCCCAACUCCUCGGUGCACGCGGUAACGACUGUGGGAUCCGCCCUUUCACUCGCAAGUGCCUUCAAGUUGCUGAGGAUGGAGGAUCAAGAGGACGGUGAGAGCAAGCCGAAUCGAUGGAUGGACCGCCCGGUAGACUGGAUCGAUGAAGAAGGCCGAAGGAGGGCGUUCCUGAUGGUGCUGAGUCUAAGUCGUUGGAUGGCCUUGAUUCAGGAGCGCGAGAUGGGCUUCCCGGUCAAGCGGGACAUCACCGUCAUGUUACCUAUCAGUGAUGAAGCAUGGUUCGCCGAUCCAGCUUCACGACCAGCUACGAGGCCGGUAACCGAACCGAUCACUUCUCUCCGCCAUGCGUGCGACGCAGGUCCGUUUGCCAGGUUCGUACAGGCGCUCGGCUUAUUCGCCAAGGUCAGCGACUUCAACCAGACAUUUCGACUGCGAAGCAGCAGUGAGAACGCCGAGGAAUUGUACAAGAUCGACAACAUCAUCCAAGCGUAUCUUGGCUCCUUCCCAGGCAGCUGGCGGAAUUCUCAGCUCGAAGGUGAAUAUCUGCUCGACCCAACGACGCUCGCGCUGGCCCAUAGUGCUCUCCUCUUGCUGCACCAUCCCAUCGCGCGCAGAGAAUCGCACGGCUCCUCCAAAACUCGUUGUACCGCCGCGGCGGAAGAAAUCCUCGACGUCGCAUAUGGGAUCCUAGACGUGCCCUAUACUGGAAACUAUCUCCUCCCUCACCCUCUCGUGCUGGCUGCGCGAGUCAGACUACUGGAGUUGGUACAACGCAAGGGCCACUAUAGAGGGCGAGACAUGGAUCUGAUAGUAAAGGCGCUGUUGACAUUUGGGAAGUACUGGGGCAUGCAAGGUCAGUGA